Molecule: messenger RNA, 1419 nt
Organism: Trifolium pratense (red clover)
Lineage: Eukaryota; Viridiplantae; Streptophyta; Magnoliopsida; Fabales; Fabaceae
Product: serpin-ZX-like
Exons: 2
Coding region: 70-1248 (392 amino acids)
Molecular function (GO): serine-type endopeptidase inhibitor activity
Source: RefSeq, a predicted model, not a curated record
AAUUGACUCUGUUGUCUAGAAUAGAUUGUUGUUGAAGUUGGCGUGUGGAGAAAGUUCAAAAAAAGAAGAAUGAAUUUUCUCAGAAAAUCAGUCGGCAACCUAACCCAAAAUUCCAUGACCAUCACCAAGCAUCUGUUAUCCAAGCCAGAAUUCAAGGAAAAGAACGCCCUGAUUUCUCCCUUGUCGCUUCAAACUGUGCUCAGCAUCAUCGCUGCUGGUACCGAGGGUCCCACACAGCGUCAGCUUCUCUCCUUCCUCGGAUCAGAAUCUAUCACCAAUCUCAACACCUUGUCAUCUCAACUCGUCUCCUCUUUGCUCCGUGAUGCAUCCCCUUUCGGAGGCCCUAGUCUCACUUUCGCCAACUCUAUUUGGGUCGAAAAAUCGCUUUCUAUUUAUCCUUCUUUCAAACAAAUGGUUACUACAGAUUAUAUGGCAUCUCUCGAAUCACACGAUUUCAUAAACGAGGCUGAUGAAGCUGCCAAGAAAGUGAAUUUAUGGGCUGAAAAGCAGACAAAGGGACUUAUUAGGCAAGUUAUUUCACCUCCAAUUGAUAGCCUUACCAGACUCAUGUUUGCGAACGCACUAUACUUUAAAGGAGCAUGGGAUCAGCCAUUUCAUCCUUCAAAAACGAAACAAUAUGAUUUUUACCUUCUCAAUGACAGCUCAGUCAAGGUUCCCUUCAUGACUAGCAACAAGAACCAGUUUGUUGGUGCUUUUGAUGGUUUCAAAGUUCUUUGUCUUCCUUAUGAGCGAGGUGUAGAUCAACGUCAAUUUUCUAUGUAUCUUUUUCUUCCCGAUGCAAAAGAUGGAUUGUUAACUUUGAUUGAGAAAAUGGCUUCUGAUUCGGAGUUCCUAGAACACAAUCUUCCUAAUAAUAGAGUAGAAGUGGGUGACUUUAGGAUUCCAAAAUUUGAAAUUUCCUUUGGACUUGAAGCUUCGGAUGCUUUGAAAGAGUUAGGAGUGGUUUUACCUUUCUGUCCAAGUGCAGGUGUGACAAAAAUGGUAGACACUCCAAACUCUCCAACUUGGGUUUCUGAUAUACUUCAAAAGUCGUUCAUUAAAGUAAAUGAAGAGGGCACCGAAGCUGCCGCAGUCACUUUUUCCAGGUUUUUUGGUUGUGCUCGGCGUUCUUCAAAACCGGUCCCAAUAGACUUUGUAGCUGACCAUCCUUUUCUAUUUAUGAUUAGAGAAGAUUUAUCUGGUACAAUACUCUUUGUUGGACAAGUAGUCGAUCCUCUUGCUAGGUGAUCUUAAAUGUCCAUAUAGGAAUCCAAUAAUUUAUGUGUUGGUCAAUUAGUUUGCUGCACUUCUACUUUUCAGAUGAUAAGAUUAUUGAUUAUUGUUUUGGUUAUUUAUUAAUGAUAAAAUUAUUGAAUAUUAGUCGGAAAUAUGUUAAUAAUAAACAGGCUUGUGUGUAGU